Molecule: messenger RNA, 908 nt
Organism: Papilio polytes (common Mormon)
Lineage: Eukaryota; Metazoa; Arthropoda; Insecta; Lepidoptera; Papilionidae
Product: protein PXR1-like
Exons: 6
Coding region: 108-908 (266 amino acids)
Source: RefSeq, a predicted model, not a curated record
UUUGACACAUUACUGACAGCAGAUUAAGAUUUACUAUGUCAAUUGUAAAUCGUAUUUGAAAAUAGAGUGGAAAAUAAUUUUAGUUAGCGGUACCUAAGGAAACAAGCAUGAGGAGAACAUUCCGGCGGCUCGAUGAGCCCAAUAUGAGCGACAGCUCCCUGCUCAUCAAGGUCGAGGACCUCAUCUCCAUGGCGCUCGGCUCCGAGACUCAAAACUUAGUGAAUUUUAAGCACAUGCAGACAGUGUUGUUCAUGUUGGCCCGACAACUGCGCAUGCUUGAACAACAGGUUGAAAUUAGGAUGUUUGAAUCUGAAGAGGAGGUGACUCCCGAAGUGACGAAAAGCGAGAAAAAGAUGAGGAGAAAAAGGACGACAGUUCAUGAUAGAAAAGAGACAGGUAUAGAUAAAAAAGGUAAGAAACAGAAAGAUACUGACGAAACCGAUGAGGAUACGGAAGUCUCUCGUAGAGGAACUAGGAAAAAAACAUUAAAAAGUGAGGAAAAACAAAAGAAAGAAACUGAGAAGACUCCUGAAAAAGAAAAAAGAGUUACCGCUAAAGACAUUAAGCCCACCGAAAGGGAAAAAUCACCGGGCGAUAAGAAAGCCCGAGCCGACAAAGACAUAAGUUCCAGCGAUAAAGAUAGGGGCGCUAGAAAAGUUCCUGAGACUAAAGUUCCUGUCGAAAAAGAUAGAUUAACCGCGAUCAAAGAAAAGGCCGAACAAGAGAAGAAAUUUACGGAAAGAAUUAAGAAACAGAAAAUUAAAGCUGGUAUCUCCGAUUCAAGCAUUGAUUACAGAGAUAGAAAAUCUCGGAAAACAACAGGUCGUGCGCACGUGGGCAAUGUGGAGGUGGUGACGCAGGCGGAGUUUUCGGGGCUGGAAGCUGCCGUGCGCCAAGGUGAAGAGUGA